AUGGAAAUUAUUUGCAUUUUUCCCAAGUGUGUACCCCGAAUUCCCGACUUUGUGGUGUUUCCGUUCACCCGCACGCGCCAGUUCGAAAACUGGUGGACUAGCUCCGGCUGGUCGGACGUGAUCCCUUUGGACAGCUUGCCCGAGAAAAUUUUGAUCUGCGAGGAACACUUUGAACCGGAACUCAUCAAUAGACGCCAUAGGGUACCGAAGCUUGCGCUGGGAGCUCUGCCUACGCGCAACGUAGAAUGUGUGUUCAAAAGACAUGGCCCGUUGAAACCAACGGCACCGGAUCUAGUGUACUGCCGGCUGUGCGGACAGAAGCAAACCUGCAAGCUUGACGAUGAUCGCGAUCUGCUGUCUGAUCUGGACGAAAUAUUCCACUAUCAGCUACAUCUGUCCGACUUUACCACCCUGCCGACUGGUGUCUGUGGCCAUUGUAAAAAUCUGGGUAAAACGAUGCAAACGUUUUGGAAGAAAUGUUCCGAUGCACAGGAAAGCCUCAAAACGAUAUUUAACAACGAAAAAACGAGACUUGCGUACGAGCCCCCGAAGGAUGCAAGUAUUGCGCCACGAGAUAAAGAGCAAGAGUCUAGCAGCGUAAACGCGACCCAGAAAGAAAGCAUAUUCGUUCAUAGAGAACAUUUUCCAGCCGAAUGUGAAGAGAUUGUGAUCGACACAACGAAGUCGGAGAUCAUCGAGGAGCAACAUUUCGCCAACGAGUACGAGUUUGAAUCGUACGGUGAAGAACCGCCUGCCAGCAGCACAGCGGACGAAUGUGACGAGGAGAUAGAGCUGCGCGAAUCUGAAAAGCAACUUCUGUCGGAAAAUUACGCGAUUGACUAUGGGGAUGAUUUUUCCUCGCAAGAGCUGCCGGCAAACUUUUCAUCCUCGGACAAGGAGGAGCACAACGAUGCUGGCAAACGCGUGGAGGAACCAACGCACAUUUGCGAAAUCUGUGGAAAUUCAUACAAGACGCUUAAUCGGUUGAAAGCGCACCUUAAUCUGCACAGCGACGCGCGUAACCAUCAGUGCACCGUCUGUGGCCACAAGUUUAAGACGCGCCGAGGCCUGACGGAGCAUGUGGAGUCGAAGCACGAACGCAAAUCGUUUCCCUGCAAAAUAUGUGGCGUACAGUAUAGCUGGAAGAAGGGACUGGAAAGGCACAUGAGCACCACCCACAAGGGGAAGCCGAUGAAACAUGUUUGCAAAAUUUGUGACAAAGCGUUCCCCGUGCCGCACAAGCUGAAGCAACACAUGAUGUUGCACACAGGCGAUCGGAUCCAUUGUGAAUAUUGCGGCAAAGGCUACAGAUUCAACUAUAUGCUGACGCAGCACAAAAUACGUGUGCAUGAAAUUGAGAUCGAGGGCGUUAAGCUUUACAAAUCGAAAAAGCUGGGAGAUCGUAAGAAAGCGCCCAUCAUAGAUGGUGAUUCCUUAAACCACACACAAGAAAGCACUUCUUGUUGA
This is a messenger RNA of Anopheles stephensi (Asian malaria mosquito), 1467 nucleotides long. Its product is annotated as zinc finger protein 479-like. Gene Ontology annotation, cellular component: nucleus. Gene Ontology annotation, molecular function: zinc ion binding. The transcript is spliced from 2 exons. Lineage: Eukaryota; Metazoa; Arthropoda; Insecta; Diptera; Culicidae. The record is from RefSeq and is a predicted model, not a curated record. Bases 1 to 1467 code for a protein of 488 amino acids.